UCAACGUACAUUUAGCAUUUCAAGAGAUAAAGGGGUAAAAAUUGUGAAUUUGCCAUAAAUUCUUAAGUUAUUUUACUGAAAACAUGUUAAACUUUGAUAAAUCUAUAAUUGUCAAACCUUUGCUUCACAUUUUUUCUUCCUUUCUUUCAGGCUAAACGUUUUUUAGUUUUUAGUAGACUGAGAUAUCAGCCCUGUUAGGAACAACAAAGACGGUGUGUGGGGAACAAACAGCAAGUUCUAACAUGCUUAAUUAUUUUUAUUUCAUCAUAUAAAGUAUUCUAAUACAAAUACUUUUUUUCUUUAAAAUACAAAAAUAUAUUAAUGAAUCACAGAAUUGCGUGUAUUGGACCAAAGCUGUUUUUUAUUGAAACUCACUGAAUGCCAACAUUUUUUAGACCCAACAUUUAUUUUCAUUUUAGCUACUUACUUAAUGAAUAUAAACAGAUAUGCCCUUAAAGCAAAGAAUUGACAGAACUAGAAAAUUUUAUUAUAUUUUAAUUAUUCCAUUUAGGGGCUUUUUAGGCAUUAAUUUAUAAAAUAAACGACUUUCAAAUGCGUAUAUGAAAAUUGUAAUAACUUCCAAAUUGCUACAACAUUGUGCUGAUAUUCUUUUCUUCAACACUAGAGGGCAGUGAAUAUUCAUCUUUUUUAAAUAAUCAUCUUCAAGCGGGUUAACUUGUGAAUUUUAUGCUAAAUAGUCUCCUAAUGAAUGUAAAGGUUAAAAGUUUUAUGUAAAAAAAAAUUAAGAAGCCACGUGUGGAGUAUUUAAUCUGACACCAGAUAACAAAGAAAGCUUAUUUUUAAUAAAAUAUUUGUGUGCAUAUUUCUUUCACACAGUGGCCUCUGUUGGUGCACAAAUGGUGGGAGUGUCGUGUGAAAGUGUUUGUGUCCCUGUUUUGGGCCAGCCCACACCCUCCCUUUCUACCUCAUCCCAUCCGCUCCCUGAGCGCUCCUAUAAAAAUCCCAGGAAUCCCAACUUGAGAACAAACAGUGCAGUGAGUCCAAAACUGAUCCAUCCAAGAUGACAGGGAUUACUCUGGUUCUUUUGUUUCUGGCAUUUCCUCUUUAUGACACAGAGGAACAAGUUGUCAAUGAGCUGUACACCCUUAUAGACAAGGGUCCACAGGAUCCUGCACCAAGCAACCAAACCAGGCUGAUGGUCAAAGAGCCCACCCUGCCCAUCAAUGAGCUCUUGGAGAAAAACAGCAAGUCUAGUGAGUCCAAGCUAAAUUUCCAUCCAAUGCCAUCCGCUGUGUGGCCAAAGCACAGCAACCUGGCCCCGGUCCCCCGUCAUCCCAGCCCCAACAACAAGAGCAAAAAGGGGCACAAGAGUGACCGUUUAACAGAGCACAACAGUGAGAAAAACAGGGGGGAAGUUGCUGGUUUGCUUCCCAAAACCCAGCUGACAGGAGCCACAAGUGCUGGCUCCAAUCGCACGACACAGAAAAUCAGUCAGGACACCCAGACCCACAUCAGCCCCCCUCAGCAGGGUGAGCCGGAGGGACAGCCCAACUCCAAACCCAAGACCCCAGCUCAGACACAAACACCCAUCCAGCCGCAUCAAACAGCUUCUUCACCUCGCAGAGACUCCCCCAACCGACGGCAGGACCCAGAGGAGAACCGGCCUGGGAGGUCCGGUCUCUACCAGUCUGGAAUCAGCUCCGCGGCCUGGAACAACAGCCGCCCGCCGGUGUUUUUCACCCGGCGGGCGCCCGGGUCCUCCAGCCUGCUCUACCAGUUUGACGUCCUGAGGCGAGAGUCUGAUUACACACACGACGCCUUCUGCAUGAGCGAGUGCAGGAAGGAGAAGGAUGAGAGGGAAUAUUACUGCUACAGCGAGUUUGCUGUCAAUGGGAUUGUCCACGACAUCGACAUUUUGAGGAAAGGAGUCAGACUGAUCACGUUGAUGGUGAGCGCUGACGGCUUCUACAAGAUGAGUCGUCUCUACGUGACCCCAGACAGCUUCUUCUUCAAGGUUCGCCUCCUGGUCUUGGACACCUUCAAGUGCAGUAAGCCCUGCCCUGAUAUCAAGCUUGGGGCCAGAUACAUUGUAAUGGGUCAGAUCUACCACCGGAGGCGCCACCUUCCCAGCGACCUCCUGACCCUGCUGGCUGGCAAACUAAAGCCCGGGGAUGGCCUCCUGCGCAGCAGCAACUACAUCAAAAGGUUCAACAAACGGAGACACCAGAAAGCUCUGGAGGCCGUCCGCUCCAGGUGUAGGUGAACCACCAUGAGAAUAUCGCCCCCUGCUGCAGGGGAAGAGACUUCGCAGCCGAUCUUACCCAACCCUAUGGCACUGUGCAAGAGGGGAGGAUGUGCAGCGGACGUGGAUGUGCUCUCAUAUGGACCGCUACCAUGUAUCAUCAUGUCGGCUUUAUCUAUGAAGUUCCCAAAGAACUGAACUGAACUGGGGCCUCUUUGAUGCAAGCGGGACGCAGCGAAGUACUUUCUGAGGUGUAUGCAGACACAUUAUACCCACUAGGGGGUUUUCAAUGCACAAACAGCUGUCAAAUACAGAAAAUACCGACUAGAAAUAAUUAUUCUGCCAUUGUUUUUGGCGCCCAAUCUAGCCUGGCGCCCGCAUUUUAAUACACACCCACUUUCUUUCGCCAAUGGAUACAAGCAACUUUGACUAACUGGACUCCUCCUCGUGCUGGUUUGGGACUCCUCUCUCACGCUGUCUCCUGAGCUCAACUCGAAUUAAACUCUUCACACGUUCAUGGCUGGUACAUGAAGUACCAGAGCUGAAUAGGUAUCACUUUUCUGAAGAGACACGGAGCUGCUCCGAAGCGUGGGACAAAUUUCUUGUUUGUUGAAUCUGCUUCUAAAUUUGGCAUUGGGAAAAGAUUCCGUCUGUUUUCCACAAUAAUUAACACAGCAUGGGAUGUUGGGACGGUUUACAGUUUAAUAAUGCUUCAAUUUCCUAGACAUUAAAUCCAGAUAGCAAGGUUUAAAAAUUGUUGCAGAUUUUCGGAAUAUCAUUUUUUCCCCCUGUCGUUAUUACUCUUUUCAUAAUAGUUGCCAUGACUUCAAAGAAUUGUACUGAAACUUUAAAAAACGGGUCAGUAGAUUGUUGGAUGGGAUGAAGCUAAGGUCCGGACAAAUAAGAGACAACAAAUCAUAGCGGAGAGUGAAGAGGAGUAUUCAGAUGGCGGGAAAUGAGGAACGUCAGCUGGCUCUGAGAGAGGUUCUGCUUUCUUUAACUUUAAUUAUGUGUCCACGAUGAUAAGUAGGCCCAACAUCAAAAAGGUGGUGGUGGUGGGGUCCAAACACAGCGACGAGGAGGAGUCGUGGGUUUCCCUGGGACCGGGCCAUGAAUCUAAUCGCAGGAAUCCGAUCCUCCACACACCUGGGCGCUCAAAGAAGCGCCUUCAUCGCGGCUUAUUUUCCGAGAUGCUGAAUCUGCUCGAGAGGCCGAUGCUCAGAGAACGGACAUUUGAGAAAUGUAGAGGGAGCGGCACGGUGAGAGCGCGUGGACAAGCGACGUAAAAUAUAUAACCUAGAGAGCCCAAGCAGCGUCGUGUUUGUCGAAUUGUCUUGUGAAGAAAUUUCACUUAAACUCUUGCUCUGUCUUUCUAAACUUAGCCUGAAUGAAAACAAUGUGAUUUCUAAGUGAGAAAUACACGUUAUUAAACAUGGCGACGGCGCCGGAGGAAAGCGCGCGACUCAUACAGAGGCCUUGGUCUUCGACGUGGCCGUCACGGGUUCGAGUCCCGGCCCUCACCCACAGUCCGCCUUCCUGUCUGACUGCUGUCAAAUAAAGGUCACUAGAACUGGAAAGAAAAAAAAACUUUUAAAUAUAUAUUAGUAUUCGCAUGAUUACGUUCAACUUUGUUUUUCCUAGAAGAAUCGCCGUCCCUCAGAACAGAGGGCAGAAAUUAAAGUUUAACAGCCAUUUCUGCUGCGCGUAUAACCUCUCCUCCUCUUGCUCCUCGCCCCCCGCACUCCGCAUGUCCGUCAUCUCUGGUCAGUUCCCAGGCUCCACGCAGCCUCUAUCAGCGAUCAGUGCUGGAGGGAACAGGCGCAUGUGGUGGGCAGGAAACGGGAGCUUGAUCCACACUGUGGCCACUAUCGCAGCGGGAGGACAUUCCUCAUCACGGAGCAUGUGAAGGAGGGGUGUGGGGCGGGUAGGUGGGAAUAUCUGGUAGAUGCUUCCUGUGUGAAGACUGCGCAAAAAAAAAAAAAAAAAAAAAAAAGAAAAAAAAAAAAAAAAAAAAACUGUGGGCUUGUGGUCAUCUGUGGCGCUCCCGGCGUCCAUGAGAGCCUCUGGAUCCAUUUAGUGGUUUGAGUGAAGGAGAUAAAGAGGUGGAGGUCAGGGAGAGGAGAGGGAGCGAUGGGAGUCGGUGAUGGCUGGAUGUGUCAUUUAGGAUAACUUGAUCACAGUAAUGGUUGUAAACAGGUCGUGACCUCAUCAUCCCCGGGGGCCCACUUCUCCAUUUGGCACCAAGGAUGAGUUAAGAAGAGGUUGAGUCAGACACACACACACACACACACACACACACACACACACACACACACACACACAGGCCUUGGACCUUCGACAAAAGUACUCACACCGCUUGAAUCUUUCUCCCAUUUUGUCAUGUUACAACUUUAUUUGACUUUAUUGAGCUUUUUGCUGUUUUUAUUCAGGAUUUUAUACCAGUAUAGAAUUGUGAAGUUGCGGGAAUAUGAUGACAUGGUUUUUGCAAACUUUUUACAAAUAAAAGUCUGAAAAGAUCUUUCA
Poecilia reticulata (guppy) is the source of this 4726-nucleotide messenger RNA. RefSeq lists its product as uncharacterized. The record is from RefSeq and is a predicted model, not a curated record. Lineage: Eukaryota; Metazoa; Chordata; Actinopteri; Cyprinodontiformes; Poeciliidae. Gene Ontology annotation, molecular function: protein binding.